This is a messenger RNA of Camelina sativa (false flax), 599 nucleotides long. The record is from RefSeq and is a predicted model, not a curated record. Lineage: Eukaryota; Viridiplantae; Streptophyta; Magnoliopsida; Brassicales; Brassicaceae.
UCGAUAGAGGUACCACCACAACGAUCAUGAAUAGAGAAGAAAACUCAGAUUCCAUCCCUAAUGAUGUCAUUCUUGAGAUACUCUCCAAAUUGCCUAUAAAGUCAAUCGGGAGGUUUCACUGCGUGUCGAAGCUAUGGGGAUCCAUGCUUCACAAGCCAUAUUUCACCAAAUUAUUCUUGACCAGGUCCUCGGGUCGUCCACGUCUCUUAAUUGGGAUCCGGCAACACCGUGAGUGGAGCUUCUUCUCGGCGCCUCAGCCUCAGGAUCAUUAUGGGAAGACUUUGUCUCUUGUAGUAGCUGCCGAUUCUCAUAUCAAGUGCUCCUUAGACAAUAGCCUCGCUAUGUGUAGAUAUGCCUCUGGUUUGCUCUAUUUCCCAUGUUUGCAGCUCUCAUGUAAGGAUGAGGAUGGAGCGGGUGUCAUAUGUAACCCUAUAACGGGACAGUUUGAGAUCUUACAUCGUUUGAGAUUAGGAACUGGCCAUCGUCGUUCCUUGGUCCAAAGAGGUCCCAUCACGUCCAGAGACCAUAGUGGUGGCCUUAUAGGGUUUGAUCCAAUUGGGGGGGCAAUUCAAGGUAUUGUCCAUGAACAAUACAGUUAA